This is a messenger RNA of Zingiber officinale, 1833 nucleotides long. RefSeq lists its product as uncharacterized. Lineage: Eukaryota; Viridiplantae; Streptophyta; Magnoliopsida; Zingiberales; Zingiberaceae. The record is from RefSeq and is a predicted model, not a curated record. The coding region runs from base 1 to 1833 and encodes 610 amino acids. The transcript has 8 exons.
AUGCAUAAGAUUCACUUAGAGGAGGAUGUGAGGCCAGUGAGACAGCCACAGAGACGACUGAACCCAUUGAUUUUGGAUGUUGUAAAGAAGGAGGUGACUAUACUCUUACAGGCUGGCAUCCUUUAUCCGAUUUCUGACAGUAAAUGGGUCAGUCCCAUCCAUGUGGUUCCGAAGAAGUCAGGGGUGACAGUGGUAGCUAAUGAAGAGAACGAACUGGUGCCCACGAGAGUGAAGAAUUCCUGGAGAACACAGGAGGAAUUGAAACCAUUACCUCAACAUUUGAAGUAUGCAUAUUUGGGAGAAAAUCAGCAAUUACCUGUCAUUAUAGCUCAGAAUUUGGAACCAGAUCAGGAGGAAAAAUUGUUAGAGAUUCUGAGACAGCAUAAAAAGGCCAUUGGAUGGACUCUGGCAGACAUUCCUGGGAUCAGUCCUUCCAUUUGUAUGCAUAAGAUUCACUUAGAGGAGGAUGUGAGGCCAGUGAGACAGCCACAGAGACGACUGAACCCAUUGAUUUUGGAUGUUGUAAAGAAGGAGGUGACUAGACUCUUACAGACUGGCAUCAUUUAUCCGAUUUCUGACAGUAAAUGGGUCAGUCCCAUCCAUGUGGUUCCGAAGAAGUCAGGGGUGACAGUGGUAGCUAAUGAAGAGAACGAACUGGUGCCCACGAGAGUGAAGAAUUCCUGGAGAAGCAACUGGCAGAUCUGCAUCGACCCAGAGGACCAGGAGAAGACUACCUUCACUUGCCCUUUUGGGACAUUCGCAUAUCGUAGGAUGCCAUUUGGACUGUGCAAUGCUCCAGGGACUUUUCAGCGAUGCAUGAGCAUGGAAUUGUUUUUAGGUCAUAUAGUCUAUAGUAAGGGCAUUGAAGUAGAUCCUGCUAAAAUUAGCGCUAUAUCUUCUUUAUCUUACCCCGCAUGCGUGCGGGAGGUUCGAGCUUUUUUGGGCCAUGCAGGAUUCUACAGGAGAUUUAUUAGGGACUUCAGUAAGAUUUCUCUGCCAUUAUCUCAGCUACUUCAGAAGGAUAUUAUGUUUGAUUUUGAUCAGAGGUGCAGAGAGGCUUUUGACAGAUUGAAGGAGGCUCUUACUUCGUCACCUAUUAUCAGACCCCCAGACUGGUCCUUACCUUUCGAGUUGAUGUGUGACGCUUCAGAUUAUGCAGUGGGAGCUGUACUAGCACAGAGAGUGGAUGGAGCACCACAUGUUAUUUGCUAUGCUUCCAAGACUUUGGACUCAGCUCAAGCAAACUACACAACAACAGAAAAAAGAGCUUCUUUCUAUUCUUUGAAGUAUCUCCUCAAGAAGCCUGAUGCAAAGCCUAGAUUAAUCAGAUGGAUGCUUCUGCUUCAAGAAUUCGACGUAGAGAUACGUGAUAGGAGCGGGAAGGAGAACUUGGUUGCCGAUCACUUGAGCAGGAUUGAAGGAGACGUGGACCACUCGGCUAUUGAUGAUGAUUUCAGGGAUGAGCAGCUUCUACAGCUGAUUGUGUAUGGAAAAGCAUGUCAUUUGCUUGUGGAGAUUGAACAUAGGGCGUAUUGGGCGGUUAAAGCAUGCAACCUUGAUAGUGACAUGGUUGGAGAAGAAAGAAAGUUGCAACUUCAAGAACUUGAAGAGAUUAGAUUGGAAGCCUAUGAAAACUCACGGAUUUAUAAAGAAAAGGCCAAUAAAUUUCAUGACAAACAAAUUGAGGUGAAAGAAUUCCAAAUUAGUGACAAAGAUAUGUCUACUGGCCGGAUUUUUAAAGUUAAUGGACAAAGGCUUAAAAAGUUUCAUGAAGAAGUGAAGGGCUUGGCGGUGGAGGAAAUAGAACUUGUCGAUGCUAUCUACCCGAGUUAG